AUGCGUGGUGGUUUCGGACGAGGAGGCGGUGGCCGCGGUGGAUUCCGAGGUGGUGGUGGCAGUGGUGGUGGAUUUGGACGAGGCCGUGGUGGACCGGCUCGAGGAGGUGGCAGGGGUGCAGGUGGACGUGGAGGUCGAGGAGGCCGCGGAGGACGAGGAGGAGGCAUGGGCGCCAAGGUCAUUGUGGAGCCGCACAUGCUUCACCCUGGAGUGUUUAUUUCCAAGGGGAAGGCAGACUCACUUUGCACACUGAAUAUGGUUCCUGGUGUGUCAGUAUAUGGAGAGAAACGGAUCGAACUAGCAGCGGCACAAGGUGGAGAUGAAAAGAAGGAGUAUCGUCUUUGGAAUCCCUACCGCUCUAAGCUUGCUGCUGCAAUCUAUGCUGGUGUGGGAAGUAUUCACAUGAAACCAGGAUCAAAAGUUCUAUACUUGGGAGGGGCAAGUGGUACAACUGUAAGCCACGUGAGUGAUCUUGUUGGACCUGAAGGUAUGGUUUAUGCGAUAGAAUUUUCUAACCGCAGUGGCCGUGAUCUUGUUGAAAUGUCAAAAAGGAGGCCCAAUAUUGUUCCAAUUAUUGAAGAUGCUCGUUAUCCUAUGAAGUACCGUAUGCUUGUACCUAUGGUUGAUUGUGUUUUCAUGGAUGUUGCCCAACCGGAUCAGGCACGUAUUCUUGCACUCAAUGCUCAAGCAUUUUUGAAAAAUGGUGGUCACUACGUUAUCUCCAUCAAGGCCAACUGCAUUGAUUCUACACUGGAAGCUCCUGUGGUGAUUGCGUCUGAACUCGAAAAACUGAAGAAGGAUCGCCUAAAGCCCUUAGAACAAGCGUCACUGGAGCCAUUUGAAAGGGAUCACGCUGUUGUGGUGGGAGUAUAUCGGUCGGUGAAAAAGGCAACUCAGCAAUAA
Messenger RNA from Trypanosoma grayi, 903 nucleotides. Its product is annotated as fibrillarin. Bases 1 to 903 code for a protein of 300 amino acids. Gene Ontology annotation, molecular function: histone H2AQ104 methyltransferase activity; rRNA methyltransferase activity; RNA binding. NCBI's taxonomy places the organism in Eukaryota, Euglenozoa, Kinetoplastea, Trypanosomatida, Trypanosomatidae. The transcript has a single exon. Gene Ontology annotation, biological process: box C/D sno(s)RNA 3'-end processing; rRNA methylation. Gene Ontology annotation, cellular component: nucleolus; small-subunit processome; box C/D methylation guide snoRNP complex. The record is from RefSeq and is a predicted model, not a curated record.